Messenger RNA from Heteronotia binoei (common prickly gecko), 6147 nucleotides. It is a transcript of the gene RALGAPA2, whose product is annotated as Ral GTPase activating protein catalytic subunit alpha 2. The coding region runs from base 56 to 5827 and encodes 1923 amino acids. Gene Ontology annotation, cellular component: cytoplasm; nucleus. Lineage: Eukaryota; Metazoa; Chordata; Lepidosauria; Squamata; Gekkonidae. Gene Ontology annotation, molecular function: GTPase activator activity. Gene Ontology annotation, biological process: regulation of small GTPase mediated signal transduction; positive regulation of GTPase activity. The record is from RefSeq and is a predicted model, not a curated record. The transcript has 39 exons.
GGUCUGAGGGAAGCGGGGAGCCGCCGCGGCGGGACCUUCGACGGGCAGCGGCAGGAUGUUCUCCCGGAGGGGGCAUGCCGACGUCAGGAAGUCCACCCAGAAAGCGCUGGACCCGCGCAAGGACGUCCUGACUCGCCUCAAACACCUCCGGGCGCUGAUGGAUGCUGUGGAUGGAAGUGAACUUAAACCAUUCUUUGAAGCUAAUUAUUCUCAGAUUUAUUUUAUCUUCUAUGAAAAUUUCAUAACACUGGAAGCUAGCUUGAAACAAAAAGGAAACAAAUCGCAGAGGGAAGAGCUGGACUCCAUUCUCUUUCUUUUUGAAAGAAUAUUACAACUACUACCAGAAAGGAUAUUCUUUCGGUGGCAUUUCCACAGCAUAGGGUCAGUCUUGAAGAAACUUUUGCACACUGGAAACUGUCUUAAGAUAAGAUGUAAAGGGAUCAGAUUGUUUCUCCUCUGGCUGCAAGCUCUCCAGACAAAUUGUGCAGAAGAACAGCUGCUAAUCUUUGCCUGCCUUGUUCCUGGUUUUCCUGCAGUGAUGUCAUCAAAUGGUCCAUGUACACUGGAUACCCUCAUUAGCCCUCCUCUCAACAUGCCAGAUGCAAAGAUUUAUCCUGAAGAAAUAACACCUCUUCUACCGCACGCUACGGGUGAAAAAAUUGCUGAGGAUUCAACUUGUUACUUUCUUAAGAUACUGUUAAAAUACAUGGUAAUCCAGGCUGCCAGCCUGGAAUGGAAGAAUAAGGAGAACCAUGAUACUGGCUUUAAGUUUCUCUUUGCCUUGUUCCAACAGUAUUAUCUUCCUCAUUUAUUUCCAUCUUUUACAAAACUAACCAACCUCUACAAACCUGUGCUUGACAUCCCUGGCCUGCGACCCAAGCCAGCAUAUAUCAGUACAACUUGUAACAAUGAGAAUGUUUAUACCACAAAGAUUCCCUAUAUGGCUGCUCGUGUAGCUUUUAUUAAAUGGCUGGUGAACUUUUUUCUGGAGAAGAAAUAUUUCACAGCAGCGCAAAACUCAAAAAAUGGAGGCGAGGUUUUGCCCAGAAUCAUUCAAACUGUGGGCAGCUCAGUUCAAGAUAAAAACCCUGAAAUGCAGAACAGUGUCCCAUCAGAUCCGGAGAAAAACCAUUCCGAUCACAGCCUCUUGCCUGAGAGGAGGCUCAGCGAUUCCAGCUUCUGCAGCAUUGAAGAGCAACAUCAGGCUGUGUACAAGAUGGUGCAGCAAGUCCUCUUGUCUACACGAGGCUACAUCAAUUUUGUCAACGAAGUGUUUCGCCAGGCUUUUUUACUGCCCUCAUCAGAGAUAUCAUCAACUGAGAAGGUAGUGAAGGUCUACAGGAAGUGGAUAUUGCAAGAAAAGCCGGUGUUCAUGGAAGAACCAGAUGUGAAGGAAACUGUUCAAGAGGAUGAUAACAACUUGGACUCUUCGGCAGCAGAGACAGAUGGGAAACAGCUCACAUUUGGCCAUAAAAGGUCCUCCAGUUGGGGAAGAACCCACUCCUUCUCUAGUGCUGUUAGCAGAGGAUGCGUAUUAGAAGAUGAAAACAAGAACGUUAAAGCAGGGGUUCAAGCGACACUACAGGUGUUCCUGACAAAUUCUGCAAAUGUGUUUUUAUUGGAGCCCUGCACUGAAAUUCCUGCACUCCUGAAGGAGCAUGUUGAUGCUUGCCAAGCAGUCUUGAGUAUAUUUAGACGCAUGAUAAUGGAGCUUCCCAUGAAUAAAAAAACCUGGGAGCAAAUGCUACAAGUACUGCUUAGGAUAACAGAAGCUGUCAUGCACAAACCGAAGGAUGGACAAAUUAAAGACCUGUUCGCUCAAAAUUUAGCAGAAUUGCUAUUCCGGACUCUGAUUGUGGCGUGGAUCCGAGCAAACCUGAGUGUUCAUAUUUCUCGAGAGCUGUGGGAUGAGUUGCUUCGUGUGCUGUCCUCCCUUACGGACUGGGAGGAACUGGUAACAGAAUGGGCUAACAUAAUGGAUUCUCUAACAUCUGUUUUGGCAAGAACAGUGUAUGGAGUUGAAAUGACCAAUUUACCUCUGGAUAAACUAAGUGAGCAAAAGGAGAAGAUACAAAGAGGGAAAGGUGGUGUUUUGGAACUUCAGAAAACAGCUACGGUUGGCAGAUCUUUUUCUUUAAGUUGGAGAAAUCAUCCGCAAGUUGUAGAACCUAUGAGGUUUCGGAGUGCUACCACCUCAGGAGUGCCAGGCAUUGAGAAAACAAGGAAUGCGGUGCGACAAAGAACUACAGAAGUGGAGGAAUAUCAGCAACCAGAAAAUGGAACAGGAACUGAGUACCAGCAGCCAGAAGGUUUCGUAGGAAUGGAAUGCAAUGGUUCAUUUUUAGACCAGGAACAACAAUUAGCUCGAAGCAGCAGUGCCUCUGAUAUUCGAGACCAAUGCAGUUCUGAUAUUUUCCAAGUUAGAAAAACAGAAAGCUCACAGAAUUUAACUUCAGAUUCCCAGUAUGUUCAAGAAAUUAAAACAACAGUGACUAGGGAAAGCUCCACCCAACAAGCAGGGAAUGAUCCAACUGAAUUAGAUCCCAAAACUGAUGUGCAGCAUUUGUGUGAGAGUCACAAGGAAAAAGAAAAGACUGAAAGUGUGAGCAGUGAUAUGUCCAUUGGAUACAACAGUGAAGUAGACAUCACACUGGUUCCCUGGCAAGCAUGCGAAGAAGACCAUGAUGCCAACAUGCCAACGGAUAUAUCUGUUGACCCAGACACAUGCCAUUGGUUACCACUGAAUCCUUCAGAUGGCACAAAUUUAACAGACAGCACUGAAUUCCUUGCUGAUGACUGCAGUAUAAUUGCUGGUGGGAAUCUCACUGGGUGGCAUCCUGAUUCUGCUGCUGUAUUAUGGCGAAGAAUAUUGGGAAUUCUUGGAGAUGUAAACAGUAUUCAGUCUCCUAAAAUACAUGCCAGAGUUUUUGAAUAUCUUUAUGUGCUGUGGUACAAAUUGGCAAAGAUAAGAGACAAUCUUGCGAUCAGUCUGGAUAACCAGUCAACUCCCUCACCUCCCAUUUUAAUCCCGCCACUCAGAAUAUUUGCAUCAUGGUUGUUCAAAGCUACGACUUUACCAGAUGAAUAUAAGGAAGGGAAGCUACAUGCAUACAAAUUGAUAUGUGCCAUGAUGACCAGGCGCCAAGAUGUUGUGCCAAAUCCUGACUUUCUAGUUCAUUUUUAUCUGGUUAUGCACAUUGGAUUAACUAGUAAAGAUCAGGAUGUUUUAAAUACUGUCAUCAGGCACUGCCCGCCCUACUUUUUCUUCUUGGGCUUACCUGGCUUCACGUUGCUGAUAGGAGACUUCAUAACAGCCGCAGCCAGAGUGCUGAGUACGAAAAUGUUGGAAGCUCCUCGCUUCGAAGCUCAUACCAUUCUGGGUUCUCUGGUUUGCUUUCCAAAUCUGUAUCAAGAAAUCUCACUGUUGCAACCUGUUGCGGAAGCAGAAAUCAUCACAGGAACUGCAGAUGUCAAAUGCUGCCUCAUAAAUAUUAUUUUGAAGAAUGCUACAGAUGAACCAAGUGAAGCUGCAAGAUGCUUAUCUCUGUGCUGUCUUGGGCUUUGGAUAUGUGAAGAAUUAAUGCAGUGUACAAACCACCCUCAAGUGAAGGAUGCAAUAAAUGUUUUAGGUGUGACAUUGAAGUUUUUUAACAAGCAGAUUGCUCAAUUUGCAUGUGAUACCUUCCAACUUCUGACGUCUUACUGGGAAAAACUGCACAGAUAUGAACCUUCUCUCCCAAGAAAAAUGAUUGAAAUCAUCAUUGCUACUGUUUCGUUUCUGUUGCCUAGUGCAGAGUACUCCUCUGUGGAAAGUGAUAAGAAGUUUAUAGUUUCAUUAUUGCUUUGCCUACUGGAUUGGUGUAUGACCUUGCCCCUCAAAAUGCUGCUGGAGCCUGUGAAUACAUCUAGCCUUGAUGAUCAAAAUUCUUCCAAUGCUCCAUUGCUUGAUUACAUCUAUAGGGUUCUGCACAGUUGUGUUUAUGGCUCAAGUACACAUACCCAGCAAAGCCAUUAUUUGUUAAGUCUAGCAGACCUUUCCAGUGACAGCUAUGAUCCAUUUUUGCCACUUGGAAAUAUCAGGAAUUCUGAACACAUGCAGUUUCAGUCUUCUGCAGACCUGAGUAAUUUGCUGACUGUUGUUGAAGAAAGGAGGCGGAGAAGUUUGGAGCUGAUUCCUUUAACUGCACGAAUGAUUAUGGCUCAUCUAGUAAACCAUUUAGGCCAUUAUCCCCUCAGUGGAGGACCUGCUGUUCUUCACAGCCUUCUCAGUGAAAAUCACAACAACUGUUACGUGGAAUCUUCUGAACUGUCUUCUGAAGUUUUCAGAAGCCCAAACUUACAGCUCUUUGUAUUUAAUGAUAGUACUCUUAUGUCCUACCUCCAGAUUCCUUCAGAAAGGGUAGUAGAUGAUGAAACUACAAGAACCUUCUCAGAAGUAAGAGUAAUUGUUAGGGAUAUUUCAGGGAAGUACUCUUGGGAUGGAAGACUCAUCCACGGACUAUUAACUGGUGGUCUUCCAAUUCAAAAUAAACAAAACUCCACUGCCAUUUGGGACGAUCAUAAACAGAAGUUUGAAUUUCCAACAGACUUCAUUCAAACAUAUGAAGGAGAAGACGUGCUUGACAAGCUAUUGGCAAGGAUUGGUAACAGUAGCCCGGAGUGCCUUUUACGUCCUCAGCUCAAACUAAAUGAGCCUUCACCAUCACCCUCCAUCAUGAGCCAUGACCAAGAGAAUGCUAUCUUAGAAGCAGUAAUGCAACAGAGUUGCAUAGAGAAUGUGCAUGGAUGCACUUUGAAUCUCAGGAUGAAGGUGGAAAGUCAGGCAGCACCAUUGCCUACCCAAUCGCAAGCACCAUUUCACUUUUGUAGGCUGUUGCUGAACGAUUUAGGAAUGAACUCUUGGGAUAAAAGAAAAAGUUUCCAUAUAUUGAAGAAAAACUCAAAACUGUUGAGAGAGCUGAAAAAUUUGGACUCCAGGCAAUGCCGUGAAACUCACAAGAUUGCAGUGUUUUACAUUGCUGAAGGACAAGAAGAUAAAUGUUCCAUUUUGUCCAACCCAAGAGGUAGCCAAGCCUAUGAAGAUUUUGUGGCUGGACUAGGUUGGGAGGUUGAACUUUCAACUCACUGUGGAUUUAUGGGUGGCCUUCAGCGAAAUGGGAGCACAGGGCAGACAGCACCUUACUAUGCUAGUUCAACAGUGGAAGUUAUUUUCCAUGUGUGCACACGCAUGCCAUCUGAUUCUGAUGAUUCACUGACCAAAAAGCUUCGACACUUGGGGAAUGAUGAGGUUCAUGUUGUCUGGUCUGAACAUACCAGGAAUUAUCGCAGGGGCAUAAUCCCAACAGAUUUCGGAGAUGUUUUGAUUGUUAUUUAUCCGAUGAAGAAUCACAUGUUUUUCAUAGAGAUCAUGAAGAAACCAGAGGUGCCAUUUUUUGGUCCUUUAUUUGACGGAGCAAUCGUGACCUCAGCACUGCUGCCAAAUCUUAUACGUGCCACAUGCAUCAAUGCCAGCAGAGCCGUGAAGUCUCUUAUAACUCUCUAUCAGAGCUUUUAUGAAGAAAGAGCUCUGUAUCUUGAAGCAAUAAUCCAGAAUCACAAAGAAGUGAUGACGUUUGAGGAUUUUGCUGCUCAGGUCUUCUCUCCCUCUCCCAGUUACUCUCUCAGUGGAUGUGGUUGUGUCGCUACAAGUUUGAGUGCUAAUCUCAGAGCACCAGUGGCGACAGAGCGGGCAGAGACGUUGUCACCAAAUUUCACAAGUGCUACAAAAAGCCGCCUCUCUGGGAAGUUGCACCGCUCUGCCAGUGUUCUCUGCAAACCUUCAACUUAAAGCACUUUCAAGACCGAAGACAGUUUCCUUUCCAAGUCUCCCUUUAUAUUAACUCUAUUAGCGUAUGAAUGGAACUGGUAACUCUGAGAGCCUGUGUAAUGAAGUAUUUUUUUGCUAUGAAAUCAUCAUUGCUUUAAAUUUUCAUGUUGCUCACCUGAGAAAUGCAACACGUAUGUCACUUGGAACAAUGAAGUCAAACUUAAGACUGUGAUUGGCAAGGUUGCUAUUUGACAAAUUACUUUCCUUCUUGAUUUACUGUAGCCACAAUCUCACAUCACAGGAAAAGGACGUAGACCAAAACCCAGCUUUCUAGUUUCCUG